Messenger RNA from Loa loa (African eye worm), 171 nucleotides. RefSeq lists its product as hypothetical. The record is from RefSeq and is a predicted model, not a curated record. The annotation marks the transcript as partial. Lineage: Eukaryota; Metazoa; Nematoda; Chromadorea; Rhabditida; Onchocercidae. The transcript has a single exon.
AUGCUUGUUGGUAGAACACCAUUUUAUGCUGAAACAAUUAAUAAUUUAAAAAAAUGCAUUUUACGUGGUAUUUAUCCAUUACCUAAUUAUCUAAGUAUACCAGCAAAGCGUAUAAUUACCCAAAUGCUUAUUAUUGAUCCAAUGAAACGAAGUACCAUUAAUGAUAUAAAG